AUGUCUAGUGGAAUAGAUACGAGCGUGACUGACGAUGGGGUCAGCACCACUGUCAUCGAUACGACGUCCACCAGCUUAACUACUUCCUUCUCUACCACUGUCACCGUCACAGAUAGCACAGCUUCAACAUCCGAAAUCACUACCUCUACGCCGUCCUCUACGAUUGUCUCUUCCGUUUCCAUUCCACCGUCGACCACGGUCAUUGAGCCCACCUCCACCUCGAGUCCCAGCGUUGUUGCUGUCACAGCCACAAUUACCCAAACGCCGUCGGCGACAGAAGGCACUACGGCUCCUUCUGUUAUCGUUGUCACAUCAACCUAUUCCCCCGAUACGCCUACCUCCGAUACUGCAGUAGUUAGUUCCGUCAUUACCACUUCUAGUUCCUCUCCCACCCCCUCUACACUGAGCGCUUCUGGGUCGAAUUCGGGCUCUUCUGGUGGUCUUAGUUCAGGGGCGAAGAUAGCAAUUGCUGUCAUCAUUCCAAUCGUGGUCAUUGCCGCGGCCUUUUUGAUCGGAUUCUUUUGUUGGAGGAGGAGAAAGGCAAGGAAGAGUGCAGAGGAACAGCGGAAGAACGAGAUGGCCGAAUAUGGUUUCAAUCCGAACAACGAUCCGACAUUGGUACCGGUUGGCGGUGCAUAUACUGACAAUCAAUCCGAGGCGCAUGAAGACAACAGUGGCUACCGCGGAUGGGGAGCAACCUCGUCCAACCGAAAGGCAUCGACAACUUUGGGCUCGAAUGGUAGAGCUGCUGCUGCUGGUGUUGCUCUAUCCGAAAGCAGCAGCCAACCUGGAGGCUAUGGAGUGCAAAGUUCCCCCAAUGGCGCGGUAGAUCAAUAUUCUGCGGACCCUGUGACGAAUGGCCAUCCGGAAAGCGGUGAUGGAGUUGCUGCAUUGGGCGCAGGAGGGCUUGCGGGGGGACUUAACAGGAACCACAACGGAACUGCAGACAUCCGUCGUGGACCGUCAAACGCUUCCUCCGCAUAUUCUACCGGCCACCAGUCUGAGGCUUCUUCCGACACUCCCCAAAUGCCAGGCCCAUACUAUCAAGAAGAAGUUCCUUAUAAUAUUUAUAACGAUGCCGCCCCCCACCAUGGACCCUAUGGCGAUGGAUCUUACGGUGGUGCUGGAGGUCAACCAGUCAUACGCGACGUUCAAGCACGGAGAAAUACUCGCAUCGAGCGAGCGCCUACAUUCCCUCAAACACAGGGUGGAAUAGCCCAGAACUUUUAA
Molecule: messenger RNA, 1230 nt
Organism: Rhinocladiella mackenziei CBS 650.93
Lineage: Eukaryota; Fungi; Ascomycota; Eurotiomycetes; Chaetothyriales; Herpotrichiellaceae
Exons: 2
Coding region: 1-1230 (409 amino acids)
Source: RefSeq, a predicted model, not a curated record